Messenger RNA from Paracoccidioides lutzii Pb01, 1041 nucleotides. RefSeq lists its product as hypothetical. Bases 1 to 1041 code for a protein of 346 amino acids. The transcript is spliced from 10 exons. The record is from RefSeq and is a predicted model, not a curated record.
AUGGACAGCAGAAUUAGAAUACAAGGGUCCAUGUCGCGUGUGCCAAAUGUGAUUUUGAAAGGUGACAAAAUUCCUAUCCAUCCAAGGCAUACAAAGUGCUGUGAGCCUCUAUUCCUCAUCGCCAUCUUCGCCGUCGGACAAUGUGAGAAUCACAAAUUUGCCCCGCAGAAUCCCACUGAUGGAGCUGUUCGUUCCUAUCUCCGUUUCAGCCUUACCAGUCGAGAAAGCGGAGUUUUCCGUGCCAGCAAUACAGAGGUCAAAGAUGGUUCAGCCGGGCCCCCUCGCCCACUUUCAUGGCAUGACACGCCCCGAGAGAAGCUGCAUAUCGGAAAACUCGUGGGAGCCAUGCGUAUUCGAGCUCACACUUCCCAUGGAAUGGAAAGAUCCUGCAUUUUGGCCCCUGGCUGCGAAAAGAAAUACUUAGAUCCCGACUUCAUCUGGCAUCAAACCGUGUUCUGCAUUUCUGGUUCCGCUGCCAUGCCAUUUUCAGACGUGAUGAGUCUAAAGAGCUUCCGAUCUGCAGGAGCCUCGGGAGUGGGGGGUUGCGCUUUUGGUGGUGAUUGCAUCCAAGAACUCCGGUUUGUCCUGCGCCUUUCCUUUCACUAUUGCCCGCCGCUUUCAGCCCAUCGGCAAAUCGGUAUUGGGAGGGAAGAUUUCCAUCCAGUUCCAAUAAAUGCCAAUUGGGGAGAAGGCUUUUAUGGGAUUUUUACAAUUCAUUUCCAAACAGAGGAAUGCCAUGAUGAUGGCCUGCGCAUUCUUCUACGAGACACCAGACCCACACAACCAAGUAUCAAACGAGCUGCAACUGUUAUUGCGGGUUUCAUUAAUACUUUGCCUGGCAGUUUCGCAAUGCAAGAGUACCAACCCAAAAACACGGUUAAUGACAAGGUCAUCGAAAAUUACAAUGGCCAACCCAAACAAGACAAGAGGGCGGACCGGGAUCCAGACGUUGUGUCAAUCCUUCAAAAUGGCAUGUUAGCAACCCAACAUCCCAACGUAACCUCUUUGUUCACGGAGCACCAAUAUAGCCAUGGGCGAUGA